This is a messenger RNA of Zymoseptoria tritici IPO323, 3396 nucleotides long. RefSeq lists its product as uncharacterized. Bases 40 to 3276 code for a protein of 1078 amino acids. Lineage: Eukaryota; Fungi; Ascomycota; Dothideomycetes; Mycosphaerellales; Mycosphaerellaceae. The record is from RefSeq and is a predicted model, not a curated record. The transcript is spliced from 5 exons.
CUUCCAUCUUUCUUCGAACGCGACAAGCACGUGGCUCAGAUGCUCGCCCUCGUUCCUCUUCUCGCCGCUUCGGCGCAGGCAUUCUUCAUCCUCACCCAGCCCGUCUUGCUCACAACUCGACUGGACCCAAUCGUCAACCCUGGGGGGAUCUCCGGCCAUGUCCACUCUAUCGCGGGCGGCUCCAACUUCGACAAGUCCAUGACCAAUGCCACAUCUCAUGCGUCGACGUGUACCACAGCAUCCAUCACCGCCGACAAGUCUAAUUACUGGAUCCCUCAGCUUUACUACUACAACCCAAACACCACAGGUUUCCAGGCCAUCCCAGUGUCUGUUGUGAAUACAAACGAUGUUGUUCGCGCUUUCCCCGAUGGUCUGCGCAUGAUAUCGGGCAAUCCAUCCCGCCGCGGCUUCAAUGGUAACAACAUCGAAGACAAUGCCAUCAGCUUUGUCUGCCUCGACUAUGCCGGUGGACACCAAGGCGACCCGGAGUGGGCUCAAAGGAAUUCUUUCUUCAACCACAACUGCCCAAAUGGUAUGCGCGCUCAGAUCAACUUCCCUAACUGCUGGGAUGGAGUAAACCUUGACUCGCCCGACCACAAAUCGCACAUGGCAUGGCCGGCCAAUGGUGACAGUAAUGGUAACGGUGAUUGCCCGGCCAGCCACCCUGUCAAGGUCGUGGAGCUCUUCUACGAGUUCAUUUUCGACGUCCAGAACUUCCCCUUCAACGCCCCUGGCACUCCCACCUGGGUCUUCGCCAAUGGUGAUACGACGGGCUACGGUCUUCAUGCAGAUUUCCUGAACGGCUGGCCGACAUUGGUCAAUGGGUCCAACGUGCUCCAGCGGGCGAUCGACGAAUGCAACCAGGACAAUGGCGUCGGAGGCAAUCUCCAAGACUGCCCGCCUUUCGCUGGUCUGAUCAACAGUGCUCAGGCAGCAAGCUGCCACCCCCAGAACCUCCUUGUAUCCGAGGACGUCGGCUGGGGACAUGAGAUCCCCUUGCUACCCGGAAACAACCCCAUCUGGAUCGGCAACGGCACAAAGCCAUCGAGAGCCAACUACACCGAAGGCAACACCACUUACACCGACUUCAAGUCCAUCAUGCCCGCUGGGUGGAAGGCUGUGGGCUGCAUUGCCGAGUCGACGUCCGGACGUGCUCUCUCCGACUAUUCUUUCACCUCGCCCAACAUGACUCUUGCCAACUGCGCGACUGCUUGCGCUGCACGGGGCUAUCCCCUCGCCGGAGCUGAGUACGGUUCCGAGUGCUACUGCGACUACAAGAUGCAGAAUGGCGCAUCCAACACGACGCUGCUCACGGGCGACAAGUGUGGCAUGCAGUGUUCCGGUAACUCGUUCGAGAAUUGCGGCGGCUCGCGAACGCUGAGUCUAUCUGUGAACAACCUUGUUUUCCCCGACCCAGCCGACAACUCAACGACUUCGACGACUUCGGCGACUUCUGUUGCUUCAACCUCAACCUCUUCGGUGUCCACGACCACUGUGGCCACUGCAACCUCUUCGACUCCUUCGACCUCUUCGAACCCAGCCGUGUUUGCCGGUGUGGACGGCUGGUACAAGAAGACGCAGAACUGCGUGACAGACUCUGCUGGCAAGAGGGCGUUGACAGGCUUCUACAUUUCGAACAGUCAAAUGACUCCUGCUGCGUGCAUGUCGGCGUGCGGUGCUCGAGGUUACACCUUUGCUGGUACCGAGUGGUCAAGGGAGUGCUACUGUGGCUCAUCUGUCGACCCUUCGUCCAGUGAUGCGAACGCUACCGAUUGCAAUUUGCCCUGUACGGGCCAGUCGUCCGAAUCCUGCGGAGGCUCUGCUCGGAUGAACCUCUACUACUUCAACGCGACAGCCGUGACAGGGGUGUCCAACCUGCCGCAGAAGUGGACCGCCACAGGCUGCUGGAACAGCGGAGCUUCAAGCGGAAAGGCAUUCUCCGGUCCACUGAUCGCCAACGACACAAUGACGAACGACGUGUGUAUGCUUGAGUGCCAGAGCAGAGGCUACGCGCUUGCUGGCAUCGAAUACGGAAGAGAAUGCCGAUGCGCCCAGGCUUUUGCUCCAGGAUCCGUUCAGGCCGCCGCUACAGACUGCAAUUUUGCCUGCGCUGGCUCGCCGUUCCAGGUCUGUGGUGCUGGCUCACGCAUGACCACUUUCAAGUACACAGGUGCGCUGGUCGCACCUCCUUCUCCCAACAACACCAACAUCAAGGUCGCUGGCUGGACUGAUCGCGGCUGCUACUCCGAGGCCACUUCCGGCCGAGCCCUUACCCGCUACUCGUUCUCUGGAUCAGACAUGACUGUUCCAAAGUGUCUCGCGGCAUGCGGAGCGCGCGGCUGGAAAUAUGGCGGAGUUGAGUACGGCCAGGAAUGCUACUGCGGCGACACUUUUGCCAGCGGCGCGGCGCCCACUUCUACCGGCUGCUCGAUGGUUUGCGCCGGCGACAACAUGACUCUUUGUGGCGGAUCGAGCCAACUCAACGUGUUCGAAGCCACCGGCGCCGUCGCUUCAGCUCUUGAUGUCAAGGCUGCUACAACUUCCAAAGUUGCGACAACAUCCUCAGAGACUGCGACAACAUCCUCAAAGACUGCAACCACGACAACGACUCGAGCUUCCUCAACGUCCAGCAAGAGCACCUCUUCUUCCAGCUCUGUAGAGCCAGUAGUCGCAGCCGAUGCUUUUGCGGACUUGCAGGCCGCUACCACAUCAAAGGCUGCGACUACAACGAAAGCGGCGACCACGACCGCUCGUACUAUCACGACUACGACUCGCGCCACCACGUCGUCGACAACCCGAGCGUCUACCACUACUCUGUCAUGCCCAUCUAACGUACCAUUCACCAUAUCGGCCAACGGUGUUGCCGGAGCUCUCGUCAAUGCAUCUUCGAACUCGCUCAAUGUGUUCCAACUUGCCAGGUCCAACGUGACGCUGCCCCUUCGUCUGGACAGCUCCUGCAAUGUCAUUGCCACCGCAAGCGGAACGAGCAUGAUCGCUUCCACUUCAUCUCCCUACCAGAUCUCCUUCACGGGAUCGAGCCAAGCCUCCCAACGAGCCGUGUGCAAUAUCGUGCGUGCGACUCAGAAUGGAAGGAGUUUCCAGGAGCUGCAGUGCACAUUCGGUGCUGAUGCGGCAAGGAGCUUUGCCGCGGAUGGCCAGGGCUAUCUGUAUUCGAGGACUAGCGGUUCUAACACCGCUGUACGACUGGAGGUCACGUACCAGUCCGCCACGACAUCGAAUCCGCGGAUGAGGCGGCGUCAUUCUGGAAUUGCGUGAGCAGAUCACUGGGUUCGGAGUUACGGAGUUCUCUAAAGGAAGCGCAUUUGAAUCGGAUCAUGACUUGAACGAUAUUAGAAUAAAUAGAAUAAUGGCAGCAUGACGAACUGUUCAGACAAC